UCCCCUUGAUCCUGAAAAUGUGUUUUAGUCUCCAACCUCGUCUUUGACCACACAGAUACUUUGCUUUUGCCAAGUUUUUCUGCAUCAUUGAAAAAUUUCCUAUGUAACCCAGAAUGCGAAUUGUUCGAGAAGUUGAAUUCGGAAACAAGAGUAAGAAUUUCUCAGAAAAAUACGGACAAUGUCAAUGGAGUUGAUUAUGUAUUUUCAGGACGGUUUGUAGAUAUUAUUCGAGCAAACGAAAUAAUACACACUUUCACCCAACAACUAAGUGUAAAUGUAGAUGAUUCUUUAAGUGAUUCUUCAACAUUGGUAUCAGAUUUGAAUGAAAAUAAAAAGUCAUUACUCGUUCAUCAGGAAAAUGAUGAAAGUGAUCUUGGUAAUUCAAAUUGUCAGAUAAAAGAAAAACCACAAAGACGUAUCGAUUCAAAUAUACUAGGAAUUGAAAUCCUCAAGUGCUGUACAAAAGACCAGAGAGUAACCAAAGACAGAAGCACAGAAAAAACUUAUAACAAAGACCACACCAUUGCAUCAAAAGAUACUGAAACAACUAUACUUUCAGAUUUUGUUUCUUCCACAGAAAUUGUAAGAAUGGUGAACAAAGAAGCAAAUGAUUCUACCCCAGUGUUAUUUAAUCAUAAUGUACAGCAAAACCACAUUCUCUACAAUUUUCAAAAUGCAAAAGUCAAAAAUGACUUGGAACCCACAGACAUGACAGAUGAAAAAGAUUUUGAUGAAAAACUCCUGAAUAAUUCUUCAGACUUGCAAUCAGAUCAUGAUAAUGAGAGUAAUAUAGAGAGCAGUGGAAAGGAAAUUGUAUUAGGUCCUGAUAAAUACAAUGACUAUGAGGAUGAAAACAACUACCCAUUUACUGAAAACAUUCAAGAUGAAAAAAGUUUAUCAAACCCAGGUAAAAAUAAGAAAAGAAAAAGAAAGAAUCCAAAAACAUGUAAAGUUGACGUUCAUCAUCCUGAUGUGGAUUUACAUGUCCUCCCAGAAGAAAUUGAAAAUUUCAAGUAUGAAGAAACAGUGUUUACAUUGCAGAAAAAUGCUGGCAAACUUAUAAGGGAUAAAGAAAAUCCAGAUAUGGCAAAGUCUGAAUGUGGAUUUUGCUCUUAUGUGAAUUUUUUACCAUAUGCUCGUUCAAAAAAACAACUUACACAGCAUUUUGCAAGGAAUCAUGCUAAAACAGAACCUGUACAUAAAUGUGAACUAUGUAGUAGAAGUUUUUGUACUACACAACAUUUAUAUAAUCACAAAAGGCAAAAACACAUUUUUAAAAAAUGUGAAACAUGUGAAAUAGUAGUUCUUAGGUCAUACUAUCCUAUGCAUAUAAGGCUUCAUCAAGAUGGGAAUGAUGCCCGUAAAUUUGAAUGUGAUAUAUGCAAAAAGAAAUUGUCAUCUAAACAUACUUUGCAACAGCAUCUGAAAAGAGUUCACUUGUCGGUGGAAGAGAGAGAAUUGUUUAGUUGUGAAAUUUGUAAAAAAUCUUGGCUUGAAAAGAGGACACUUGAUAGGCACAUGAAAGUUAAACAUGGAAACAGUGCCGUUAAUACUAAGGAACAUUUAUGUGACAUUUGUGGUAAAGGUUGUGAAACUGCUUAUGAUGUCAAAAAGCAUAAACAAGUUCAUGAUAAAGUACCACAGCAUGUUUGUGACGUGUGUUCUAAAGCAUUUAAGUUUAGAGCAGGACUAUACAUGCAUAUGAAGACUCACACUAGUACAAGAGAAUAUUUGUGUAAGGAUUGUGGGAAAACAUUUACACAGUCAAGUGCUCUAAAACGACAUCAACGUAUACACACUGGUGAACGCCCAUUUGUAUGUAGUCUCUGUGAAGACACAUUCAAUGAUCAGUCAAUACUUCGACGUCAUAUGAUUCUGAAACACAAGAAAGAAAAAUAAUGCCUGAUUGUAUAAUCUUUUUAUUCAGCGGUAGAAAUCAAAUAUGCCCAACUGGUCAUGCAGGCAAGCUCCUUAAAUUGGCUAGACCUAAUUGAAAUUUACAUUUUUACGGGUCCUUUAAACAAGUUUAAUUUUAAAUAGUGUGCAGUGGUGUAAAUGGAUGAAAUUGAAUUGCUAAGCAUGCAGUUUAAGUAUGGUUUUAUAGCUUGCUCUCUUUCAAGUCUGCUUGUCAUGCAUGGAUGAGCUUAAAGGGAAAGGCCUUUUAGUAUGUAUAUAUAUAUAUAUAUAUGUAUUUCUAUCCAUGUUUAUUAUGUUCAUGUUAUGCAUGUAAAGACACUUAUAAUAUUGAACUUGUUGAACAAAAAGUUUUUAAACAAUGGAAAGUCAUAAACAAUUGUAAACAUGGUAAAUAAAAUGAUUAAAAAAUA
Messenger RNA from Mytilus californianus (California mussel), 2327 nucleotides. RefSeq names its product zinc finger protein 664-like. Bases 589 to 1899 code for a protein of 436 amino acids. The transcript has a single exon. Gene Ontology annotation, molecular function: RNA polymerase II transcription regulatory region sequence-specific DNA binding; DNA-binding transcription factor activity, RNA polymerase II-specific. Gene Ontology annotation, biological process: regulation of transcription by RNA polymerase II. The record is from RefSeq and is a predicted model, not a curated record. Gene Ontology annotation, cellular component: nucleus. NCBI's taxonomy places the organism in Eukaryota, Metazoa, Mollusca, Bivalvia, Mytilida, Mytilidae.